Drosophila bipectinata is the source of this 1338-nucleotide messenger RNA. RefSeq names its product Odorant-binding protein 19d (gene Obp19d). Gene Ontology annotation, biological process: sensory perception of smell. Lineage: Eukaryota; Metazoa; Arthropoda; Insecta; Diptera; Drosophilidae. Gene Ontology annotation, molecular function: odorant binding. The record is from RefSeq and is a predicted model, not a curated record.
CGCACUACCUCGGAAAGUCAUUAAGCUCUCAAGUAGAGCUGUAAUGGGAAAUGAGAUUCGAAUAUAUGACAAAAAUAGCCACAGAUAUAGUGAGAAUCAAAAGUGACAAAAAAAACUGGUAGGACUGGGUACUAUUGAGGCCUAAAUGAUCACUCUGGGCUGCCAAACUGAAUGGCCAGAGAACCGAUUAUAAAGAUAGGAAUUGUUAUAGUUGGGAAAACAAAUCCACUGAAACCUGCCGAGUCAGAGCAGUUGAUCGGCUUAAUUGCAGGCGGGACUUUUUCGUUUCACAUUUUUAGAUUUUAGCAUUUUUGCAUUUUAGCAUUUUUGAAUUCAAAUUUCCAGCGAGAUCGAUGUCGAGAUAUCGUGUUAGUCAGCAAUUAAAUGGAUAAUGGGUGAUCGGUGAUGGGUGAUGGGUGAUGGGGCGACCCCCGAUCUGCUCAUCCGUCCCCCGACUUGACUCCGUCCGGCAGAGGCAGAAGUGUCAGUUGUUCACACGAGACCCAGUCGAGGGCAUCUCCGGUUUGGAGUACGGAGUGUCAUGUGUGCUGCCCAUGUAGUUCACUCUUCCCACCCGCUAAUUGUCCACUAAUUGCUCCCAGCCGGUCCGGCCCGGCCCAGCUGCUUGAGACGGUCCAAUCACGGGACUUGGGAGCAGAGCCAUGCCUAGGCCUAUAAAAGCCCCGGGGCGGUCCGGGUGGAGCAUCCAAUUCGAAGUUAGUUUGCGUCGAAAAUGCCGCGUCUCGUUAGUGCCUCGUCCGUGUUGCUGCUAGUCCUGGCCUGCCUGGUCCUGGGAUCCGGGUCGGCGUCCGCCAAGCCCCACGAGGAGAUGACCCAGGAACAUGCCACCAAACUGGCCCACGACUGCCAAGCGGAGACGGGAGCCAGCGAUGAGGAUGUGGAGCAGCUGAUGAAGCAUGAGAAGGCCGAGAGCCAUGAGGCCAAGUGCCUGCGAGCCUGUGUCCUGAAGAAAUUCGAGAUCUUGGAUGACGCCGGCAAGCUGAGCAAGAAGCACACUGUGGAGAUGAUCAAGGCCAUGACCGAGCACGAGGAGGAGAAGGCUGAAGUGGUGGAAGAAGUGGCCGAACACUGCGAGGCCAUCGAGGUCCCCGAGGAUCACUGUGACGCCGCCGACACCUACCAGAACUGCAUUUAUGAGCAGUUGAAGGAGCACGGCAUCGACCUGAAGCACUAAGCCCCAACCCGGACCGACCAUGAACCUCCAACCAAACCACAAGCGCCCCUCUGGAACACAAUCUAUGAAUUGUAAUUAUUUUUUUUUUUCGGCAGAUCUGUUCUGCAACUAGCCUGUAAGAAUCAAUAAACCGAGCAACUUCA